AUGUCGAACAACAGGCUAGUUAACCUCUUAAAGCAAUCAAAGCCUUAUUUGGCUGUCAUCUUGUUGCAAUUUGGCUAUGCAGGCUCAUCCAUAAUUACCAAGUAUGCUCUUGAUAAAGGUGUGAAUCAUUACACUUUUGUCCUCUAUGCAAAUGCCAUUGCAGGAAUCUUCUUUGCUCCUUUUGCCCUCUUCUUCGAAAGGAAAAGAAGGCCAAAGUUGACCCCUUCCAUUUUCUUAAAGAUAUUCGUGCUAGGAUUAUUGGAGGCCGGUAUCGACCAAAACUUGUUUUAUGCAGGCAUGCAAUACACAACUGCAACUUUUGCAACAGCAUUGUGCAAUAUUCUUCCUGCUAUUACCUUUGUGUUAGCUUGGAUCCUCAGGCUUGAGAAUGUGAAUAUAAGGGCAUUACACAGCCAGGCAAAGAUUUUGGGAACAUUAGUGACAGUUGGUGGUGCAAUGAUGAUGACACUUGUUAAAGGACCUAAAAUACUGUUGCCUUGGACCCAAGAGAGAGGCCACAUUCAAUCUACAACUGCUGCUACUCAUCAACAUCCUAUUAAGGGUGCUAUCAUGAUAACAGCAGCUUGCUGCUUCUGGGCCUGCUUUUUCACCCUUCAGGCAAUUACGUUGAGAUCAUACCCUGCUGGACUCUCUCUCACAUCCAUGAUUUGCUUGAUGGGAGCAUUGCAAUGUGCUGUAUUGACCCUAGCGGUUGAAAGAAGCAACACUGCAGUAUGGGCAUUAAACUGGGAUAUCAAACUCUUAGCUAUUGUCUACAAUGGGAUCAUCUGUACUGGAAUUGGUUAUUACCUUUCUGGAGUAAUCAUGAAGGAAAAAGGACCUUUCUUUGUCACUGCUUUUAAUCCUCUAAGCUUGGUUAUUGUUGCAAUUAUGGGGUCAUUUCUCUUGGCUGAGCAGCUACUCCUUGGAAGUGUUUUGGGAGCAUGCACCAUAGCUGUUGGACUGUACCUGGUAAUAUGGGGUAAGAGUGAUAAUCGAGACUCUCCUGUAUUGAGCAAUGCUGAAGAAGGUAGCUCCAGUUGAUCAGCAACCGUCUACAACUAUCAGAGCAAUUCCUGCUAAAGAAGACAAUUCAGCAUGGUAGAAGAAAGAACCCAAACAAGUGCAAGAAAGAAAAGGUAAAAGACACAUGAGAAAGGGAGACAAGCACCUAUUAUAUAUCGUGAUUUAGCAUUUAAAACAUGCAUUAUUACUAAGUAAAUUCAUCUUUAUUGUUCUGAUUA
This is a messenger RNA of Ipomoea triloba (trilobed morning glory), 1244 nucleotides long. Its product is annotated as WAT1-related protein At2g39510-like. Gene Ontology annotation, cellular component: plasma membrane. Lineage: Eukaryota; Viridiplantae; Streptophyta; Magnoliopsida; Solanales; Convolvulaceae. The transcript is spliced from 7 exons. Bases 1 to 1044 code for a protein of 347 amino acids. The record is from RefSeq and is a predicted model, not a curated record. Gene Ontology annotation, molecular function: transmembrane transporter activity.